UAUAACUCUAUCUGGAGGAAACGUACAAGCCCUUUUGCUUUUGCGAAAUUUCAUAGCCGGCUGCCUUUUUAUAAGUUGCUUCAACUUUCGGCACCUUCCUUCAAGAUGAUGCGGGUGGUUGUUUUGGCGCUUGUGGCAAGUGUUGCACAUUGUUUGCCAAAUUUGGUGGAUGAUUUAGCGGCACACGGGAACACUUCCCAGCUGGCGGAUCUGAUAACUAAAGCUGGUCUUGAAGCCACUCUCAAAGGACCAGGUCCCUUCACCAUCCUCGCUCCACUUAAUUCAGCGUUUGACGCUAUCCCUAAAGAUGAUCUCAACGCGCUUCUCGCUGACACCAAUGACCUGGCAAACACUCUCAAGUAUCACGUCCUGCAAGGAGAGAUCUUCAGCUGGGACAUCCAGUCAGGCCGGAUCGUCCACAGUCUCACUGGCCACGCCAUCAGGAUGUACAAACAGGGCAAUGAUAUUUAUUUCAACAAUGCUAAAGCUGUGGCUGUCGACCUUGAAACUGAUAAUGGUGUCAUCUACCUUCUGGACACUGUUCUGGAUGUGCCCGAGGGUACUAUCUACGGUAUUCUGGAAAAUCCAGAUUACAAACUGUCCAAGUUUAGGUCGGCCGUCGACAAAGUCCGUUAUGACAGACUGCUCAACACAACCUAUUCCUAUGGCAACUACCGUUACACACUGUUCGCACCCAGUGAUGAUGCCUUUGCUAAGCUGGAUCAGUCACAGCUUGAUCGCUUCUUCCAGAACCCUACUUACCUGUCAGACUUGGUCCGUUACCACCUGCACCGUGGAACAAUCCACCUGAAAAGUUUGGACCGCAACGGUAGAGUUACAUCCCUGUACACCGGCCACGACAUCGGUGUCGAUAUCAGCAACAACGACAUCCGUCUGAACCACGUGGCUCACCUGACCGAGAGUGAUAUCGAGGCUGACAAUGGCGUCGUCCAUAUCCUGGACCACGUGCUGAUUCCAAGUACCCUCACCGGGCAGAUCGUUGGCUAGAAACAUAGUUCCAUAUACAAUAAAAUAGUGAAGUCAU
Molecule: messenger RNA, 1045 nt
Organism: Haliotis rubra (blacklip abalone)
Lineage: Eukaryota; Metazoa; Mollusca; Gastropoda; Lepetellida; Haliotidae
Product: transforming growth factor-beta-induced protein ig-h3-like
Exons: 6
Coding region: 106-1008 (300 amino acids)
Source: RefSeq, a predicted model, not a curated record